Messenger RNA from Mercurialis annua (annual mercury), 2867 nucleotides. Its product is annotated as protein ENHANCED DISEASE RESISTANCE 2-like. Gene Ontology annotation, molecular function: lipid binding. The transcript is spliced from 21 exons. The record is from RefSeq and is a predicted model, not a curated record. The coding region runs from base 304 to 2472 and encodes 722 amino acids. NCBI's taxonomy places the organism in Eukaryota, Viridiplantae, Streptophyta, Magnoliopsida, Malpighiales, Euphorbiaceae.
UAAUCCGUGUGGCAGAAUCCGUUUUCCUCCCAAAUCCCACCGUCUCUGUCUGUUAAUUAAAAACACCGGACAAAUCCUCAUUGAAUACGUCGCCGUUUUAAUCCACUGUCAGGCCGCUUCCCGAUCCCGGCAAUUCAACUCAACUGAACUCAACAGCGCCCCUCUUCAGCCAAUACACAGAGAGCUGUAUCAAAUAAUUGAGACUGAAGUAGGAUGAUCUGACGGUAGGGACGAUGAGGAGGAGGAAUGGAGUGAGUUGGUAAGUGCGAGUGAGAUCGAUCGAGUUGUUGUGGCUGAAAAUCGAUGGCGUCAAAAGUGAUAUACGAAGGAUGGAUGGUGAGGUACGGGAGAAGGAAGAUCGGGAGAUCGUUCAUUCACAUGCGCUACUUUGUGCUCGAAUCCAGACUCCUCGCGUACUACAAGAGGAAGCCUCAGGACAACCAGCUUCCUAUCAAGACCAUGCUCAUCGACGGCAAUUGUCGCGUCGAGGAUCGCGGCUUGAAGACUCAUCACGGCCAUAUGGUCUAUGUUCUCUCUGUUUAUCACAAGAAAGAAAAGUAUCAUAGAAUUACAAUGGCCGCUUUUAACAUCCAGGAAGCACUGUUAUGGAAGGAGAAAAUUGAGUUUGUCAUUGAUCAGCAUCAGGAGUCUCAAGUUGUAAAUGGUAACAAGUAUAUCUCUUUUGAAUACAAAUCUGGAAUGGAUAAUGGCAGGACUGCUUCCUCGUCAGAGCAUGAGAGUCAGUUCAGUGCCCAAGAGGAUGAAGAUGAUUCUAAUCCAAAUUUGUUACGGAGAACUACCAUUGGGAAUGGUCCUCCUGAUUCGGUUUUAGACUGGACACGAGAAGUUGAUUCAGAAUUGUCAAGUCAGAAUGCCAACAAUCAAGCAUUUUCUAGAAAGCAUUGGCGUCUCCUACAGUGCCAAAAUGGACUCCGCAUUUUUGAAGAGCUUGUCGAAGUUGAUUACCUUCCAAGGAGCUGUAGCAGAGCGAUGAAGGCUGUGGGGGUUGUUGAGGCUACAUGUGAAGAAAUAUUUGAACUUGUUAUGAGCAUGGAUGGAACACGGUUUGAGUGGGAUUGCAGUUUUCAGUAUGGAAGUUUAGUUGAAGAGGUAGAUGGCCAUACAGCAAUACUCUAUCAUAGACUUCAGCUAGACUGGUUUCCAACGUUCGUAUGGCCCCGUGACCUUUGCUAUGUUAGAUAUUGGCGGCGAAAUGAUGAUGGCAGUUAUGUUGUGUUAUUUCGUUCCAGAGAGCAUGAGAAUUGUGGUCCACAACCUGGUUGUGUGCGUGCACAUGUUGAGAGUGGCGGAUACAACAUUUCUCCGUUAAAACCUCGGAAUGGGAGACCUAGAACGCAGGUACAACAUCUUAUGCAGAUUGAUCUGAAAGGAUGGGGUGUAGGUUAUGUUUCAUCGUUUCAACAACAUUGUCUUCUUCAGAUGUUAAAUAGUGUUGCUGGACUGCGUGAAUGGUUUUCCCAAACUGAUGAAAGGGGUGCUCCUCCUAGAAUCCCAGUUAUGGUCAAUAUGGCCUCCGCUUCUGUUUCUUCAAGGAAAAAUUCUAAGCUGCAAGAAUCUUCUGUUCAUCAAAUAAGUGCUGCUAGUAGAAACUCCACCGUCAUGGAUGAAUACUCAGACGAGGAUGAAGAGUAUCAAAUAGCUGAGGAAGAACAAGAGGCGUAUCAAUCUAAUAAUGCAAAUGAGAAUGAUGCGAAGAGAACAGCCUUGGAAGAAGAGCAAGUUGAACCAAUUGACUUGUCUUGUUUCUCGGGAAAUUUGCGUCGUGAUGACCGUGAUAAGAGCCGUGACUGCUGGCGAAUUUCUGAUGGUAACAACUUCAGAGUUCGUAGCAAGCGUUUUUGCUAUGACAAAUCAAAGAUCCCUGCUGGAAAACAUUUGAUGGAUCUAGUUGCCGUUGAUUGGUUCAAAGACACAAAAAGAAUGGACCAUGUAGCUAGGCGUCAAGGUUGUGCAGCACAAGUGGCUUCGGAGAAAGGCCUUUUCUCUGUGGUUUUUAAUCUGCAAGUACCUGCCUCAACACAUUACAGUAUGGUUUUUUAUUUUGUAACAAAGGAAUUAGUGCCGGGGUCCCUCUUGCAACGAUUUGUUGACGGUGAUGAUGAAUUCCGCAAUAGCAGGUUUAAGCUUAUUCCGUCAGUUCCAAAGGGGUCGUGGAUUGUGCGGCAGAGUGUUGGAAGCACUCCUUGUUUACUGGGAAAAGCAGUUGAUUGUACUUAUAUCCGCGGUCCCAAGUACUUAGAAGUUGAUGUUGAUAUUGGCUCUUCAACUGUUGCUAAUGGAGUUCUGGGGCUUGUUAUUGGUGUAAUUACAUCUUUGGUAGUUGACAUGUCUUUCCUUGUACAGGCAAAUACUGUAGAAGAAUUACCAGAGCGAUUGAUUGGUGCAGUUCGCGUUUCUCACAUAGAGCUGUCAUCAGCCAUAGUUCCGAAACUGGAUAUAGAUCCGUCGUGAUGAACAAAAAACCUUUGAUCUCAAUUGUUUUUACGCAAAAAUCAUUUGUUUACUUAUGAUCCCAUUGCUUGUAGUAUCAUUUAGUAGACUGAUUCCGAGAUAGAAUUUUGCUUAAAAAUUGUGGUGGUUUCUGCAUUUUGGGAUCCAAGUGUUACUUGUGGUAUUGGAAUAUGGUAAGAGGUUCUACAGGAAAGCAAAGAACACAGGAGAGAAAAAGAACAGUGGAAGCAUCAGGACUUGAGUAUCAAUUUCCUCACUAAAUUUGCACGCAAUAGACAAUUAAGAUCAAAUAUUUUUUUUAUUUAUUAGUUUCAUGAACUUGUAAAUUUUUUUAUCAAUUAGAAAUGUAUUAAUUUUAAAGCAAUUAAAUUUAAUUGAUUAGAAAUUUAAAUUAA